AUGAACUAUUUCGGUAGAGCUAUUGGUUCUGUAUCUAAAACAUGGAACUCCAUUAAUCCUGCUACGUUAUCUGGUGCAAUAGAUGUCGUUGUUGUUGAACAACAAGAUGGUGAAUUGUUUUGUUCUCCAUUUCACAUUCGUUUUGGUAAAUUUCAACUACUCAGGCCAAAUCAGAAAAAGGUCAAUUUCAAAGUUAAUGAUAAAUUAACGAACUUGCCAAUGAAACUUGGAGAAGCUGGCGAAGCAUACUUUGUUUUCCAAGCAGACAACGAUUCAAAUAUUCCCAAUGAAUUGAUCACCUCUCCUGUCGUGUCUGCAUCCUCUUCUCCCGAUACUUCUCCCAAAGUUUCUCCAGCUUCUUCUCCUUUGAGCUCACCCACAUUAACUUCAACUCAACCGAUCAACGAUUCUGUUGACUUUUUCGAUAUUAAUUCUGAACGACAUGAUGGAAAAGAAGAUUCUGACCCAUCUAUAGAUCCUCCAAAUAUAAAAGUCCUGGAUUCUUUUCCUGAGAUUAAUACAGCUUCAAUUCAGAAUUUUGAAACAAAUAAAUAUGCUGCCGAAAGGAAUCCUUUUCUUCAACGCAACUCCUCGCCAAAUAUCAAUCGUUCGUUCUCAAGUAUAAACUCAAGAGAAAUUGCGUUAGAGAGAGCAAGAAAACUAACACAUACUUUAUCUUUAAAAAAUAUUCCAACCAAAAUUGAAAGUAAUGGCGAUCUUUUGUUGGAUAUAAACGGCUACAAAUCUAAUGAAGAAAACAUUCAAAAUUCCGACGAAUUAAUUAAAAAGCUACUUAGUGAAGAAUUUGGGAAUGAUUAUGAUUUAUCUACAAUUAUGCAUACUGAUGAAGAAGGAAAUAUUAGGAUUUAUUCUUACGCCAAUGAAUUAAACUCUUCUAAUACAGAAAAUUCAAAUGAUACAUAUACAACAUGCGUGUCACCCAACAGUUUUUGUGAAUCCACAUCAUCAUUGGACUUAAAAUCUCAAAAUCAGGAGCAUAAUCUAUCUACUGAUGCACAAAAUUUACCAGAAAUAUAUUAUUUCAAAACUAUAAGACUAACUUCCGAACAGUUGAAAUGUUUAAAUCUCAAAUCUGGAAAAAAUACAAUGCAAUUCACGGUUGAUAAAACAAAGGCAACAAUAACAUCAAGGAUCUUUCUUUGGAAAUAUAAUGUACCAAUAGUAAUCUCCGAUAUUGAUGGAACAAUUACAAAAUCCGAUGCUUUAGGUCAUGUAUUUACCAUGAUUGGCCGAGACUGGACUCAUAAUGGCGUUGCCAAAUUAUUUACUGAUAUUGAGUUGAAUGGAUACAACACAUUAUACCUCACUGCCAGAUCAAUUGGCCAAGCUGAUUCAACUCGAUCUUAUUUGAAAAGCAUUGAACAAGGGGGCAUUUCUUUGCCUGAAGGGCCUGUGAUAUUAUCGCCUGAUAGACUAAUGGCUGCUUUGAAGCGUGAAAUUAUUCUAAAGAAACCUGAAGUAUUCAAAAUGGCCUGUCUCAACGAUUUAAAAAAUCUUUAUGGAAACUGUUAUCCUCCUCCCUUCUAUGCUGGAUUUGGAAAUAGAAUAACUGAUGCAUUAAGUUAUAGGUCUGUUAAUAUACCAUCUUCUAGAAUUUUUACCAUUAAUCCAGUUGGUGAGGUUCAUAUGGAGCUUUUAGAAUUAGCUGGAUACAAGUCUUCAUAUAUUCAUAUCAAUGAAUUGGUAGAUCAUUUCUUCCCACCUGUCAAUAUUGAUAAUCCUUUAAGAAUAGAUGAAAGAUUCACUGAUCUCGUAUUUUGGAGAGACCCUUUGCCAGAUCUUAGCGACGAAGAGAGUGAGGGUAAUACUGAUCUAAACAAAAAUCAAUCUAUUCCCAUUAUCUCUGAUUACCAGAUGAAAAGUUUUUCUAAUGUUUCAGAUGGACAUAAAAAGAAAAACAAAGUUGCAGAAGAAGAUAUUUCAGCAAGCAUCAAUGAAUAUGACCAAGAGUUAUCUUCUGAGGAUGAAAAUCCAAAAGCAAAUUCGAAUGAUGCUGACUACAGUGAUUUUGAAGGGGAAUAUGAAGAGGAAGAAAAUGAUGAUGAUGAUGAUGAUGGUGAUGAUGAAUGUUUUGAUAUUCUGUAUUCUAAUAAUAUAACUAAAAAUCUGCAUGGUACUCAGGGUUCAACUGCAAAAAAUAGAGUUUGUGGGAAUCAAUUUGAUAAUGGUAUAAAAAAUCAUAAUAGUAGCUUAAACCUUUCAAAAGAGAAAGAAAUGAUAACAGAUUUAACUGUGAUAUUAGGAGAUGUUGCCUCAGAAGCAAAUAAGUUUGUUUCAAAUGAAUCACAAUCUGAAACUGACGAUUUGGAUCGCGAUUUGAUUAAAGAAAUUUCCAAAGAAAUUAACAAAAUGAAAAUAGAUGAAAAUGAUACUGUUGACUCUUCAGGAGCUUUGAAUGGAAUUGGAUUACAUAAAAUCCAGUCGAGAUUUGUUCGAGCCACUGAGGUAAUGGCCAAUAUAAAAGUAGAGGAACAGCAACAACAGUACUCUGAGAAAAAAAAUACUGAAUCAAAACUUGAUGUCCAAAAUAAAUUGAAGUUAAAUUUAAGAUCUUCUAACGAAUAUUAUUAA
This is a messenger RNA of Ascoidea rubescens DSM 1968, 2592 nucleotides long. RefSeq names its product phosphatidate phosphatase PAH1 (gene PAH1). Gene Ontology annotation, biological process: fatty acid catabolic process; triglyceride biosynthetic process. The record is from RefSeq and is a predicted model, not a curated record. NCBI's taxonomy places the organism in Eukaryota, Fungi, Ascomycota, Saccharomycetes, Ascoideales, Ascoideaceae. Gene Ontology annotation, molecular function: phosphatidate phosphatase activity. Gene Ontology annotation, cellular component: nucleus. The transcript is spliced from 2 exons. Bases 1 to 2592 code for a protein of 863 amino acids.